AUGGCGAAAGUCUCAUUCACACAUGGCAGAGACAAGCUUCUGGGUCCCGUCGCACGUCUCAACGGCCGUGUAUUCGAUACGGACCCCGUUGUCACAUACAUGCUACUGGAAAUGUCAAGAGAGGAACGCCUGGCAUAUCUGCCUAUCUACUGGACAACGCUCGUCAAGUCAGCUCUAUUGAACGAUGCGAUCAUCACCGAGGCGGAUGGUUGGAAAGCUGCAUCCGUUAUAAUCCCACCUGGAAGAUGCGUCGAUAACGUCUGGACGCUAAUCUAUGCUGGAUUCCUUUGUGUUCUGUGGAGGCUUGGCUUCUCGGGCUUUAAGCGCCUUUGGACCGAGUUCUCCGGUAUGACGGAUAAUGCAAAAGAGAAGGGCCUGCGUGGUCAGAAGCGGUAUUAUUACAUUUUCAGCAUUGGGACUGAGCCUGAACACCGUGGGAAAGGUUUGGCAAAAGCUAUAAUGCUCGAACAUCAGCAUACUGCCCGGCGUGAGAACGUCCCUAUUUGGCUCGAGGCUACGAGUCCAGGCUCCCGUAAUCUCUAUCUGUCAUUGGGAUUCAAAGAGAUCGAAGAGAUUAUUGUUGGGAAAGGCAAGGUCGCGGCGGAUGCUACAAGACAGCCAGGCGGUCCUGGGAUUCCUAUCUAUGCGAUGGUGUGGUGGCCGGAGCAGUCGCCCUCUGCGCAGCUGUGA
This is a messenger RNA of Penicillium pulvis, 690 nucleotides long. Its product is annotated as GNAT family N-acetyltransferase. The record is from RefSeq and is a predicted model, not a curated record. Bases 1 to 690 code for a protein of 229 amino acids. NCBI's taxonomy places the organism in Eukaryota, Fungi, Ascomycota, Eurotiomycetes, Eurotiales, Aspergillaceae. Gene Ontology annotation, molecular function: acyltransferase activity, transferring groups other than amino-acyl groups. The transcript has 4 exons.